CUCUCAUUAAUCUUUUUUUAUGCUUCACAGCUCUCUCUGUGUGCUUGUUUCUCUCUCCAAGUUGUCAAAAACCUCUCUCUCUCUCUCUGUCUCUCUCUCUCUCUCUCUCUCUCUCUCUGUUAGGACCUCUGUUAACGUUAUUAUUCAAUGAUGUCUCUCUGUGUUUAUCUAGAAAGCUUCAAUUGUAAUUAGAAACUUGAAUUGACUGAAGUUUAUUUGAAUUAGAAAACAUUGAAGAUUAUUAAAGUGUGGGGACUGUUGAAUUUGAUAGUAAAUGGUAGGAAGAAGUAAAAUGGAGGUCUGUGUUUCAAUGAACUGCUAUGGUUCACCACAGUACAUAAAUGAUGCAUACAAAGACAGAAAACAAAAGUUUACUUGUUUGUAAUUAUUUACUGCAAUUAUCGACUUGUUUCAAUGAACUGCAGUUAUUGACUUGUUUGUAAAUCUUGUUGAGAUGCAACACAUAUGCAAAGUAUUCGACAAAAUUCCUAAGAGAUGGUUGUUAUGACAUCAGAAUUCCUAGAGAUUUUCAUGCAUUGCAUCCCCAUUGCCGAAGUAUUUUUAUGUAUUUUCUAUUUGGUUUUUCUUUUAAUGUAAAAUUUGGGCAAGGUACCUACUUUUCUUUUUAGUUUUUAAAAAUCUCCAGUUGCCAUUUUUAUAUCAACUCUUUCUCUUUCAAAUUUAUAAUCACAGUGACCUACAUGAUAGACCCACAAAAUAUAUGAUCCAAAAUCCAUAUCAAUGAUGGAUUUUGGGAGGUCGACUCCAUGUAACAGGUGUGUCUCAAAGCACACCAAAAUCAUAUCCCGCUUUAAUAUAUAUGCAAAAUAGAUAUGGGAGAGUUAAGAUGAGCCGUGAGUUUGAUAUUAUUGCCCUAUAUGUUAAGUCUCUUGUCCCUACUACUUUCAUUCUCUUUGUAAAUUCUUUUACUUGUUUGUAAUUAUUGACUGCGAUUAUUGACUUGUUUCAAUGAACUGCAGUUAUUGACUUGUUUGUAAAUCUUGUUGAGAUCCAACACAUGUACAAAGUAUUCGACAAAAUUCCUAAUAGAGGCCUGUUAUGAUACCAAAAUUCCUAGAUUUUCAUGCUUUUAGAUCCCCAUUGCCAAAGUAUUUUUAUGUAUUUUCUAAAUGGUAGGAAGAAGUAAAAUGGAGGUCCAUGUGAUUCACCACAUUAGAUAAGCGAUGAAUGUAAAGUAAAAAAACAAAUAAAAUUAAAAUAGAAAAAGACAUGCAAAAAAAUGUGAAAUGGAUGUCUUUGUGGUUUUGAUUUAUUUAGCCAUCAUAAGUUUUAUGAAGAAACCCCAAAAAUCUCUAAUAUAUCAAUAUUAUCUAUUUUACUCAUUUUUUUGCAGGUACUCACAAUCAAACUUGAGUCCUUUUUUACAGGUACAUAAGUAUAUGGAAACUCCUCCAAAGGAGACCAUGCUUGUAGAGGUCUUUGCUUCAAUCGUAGAAACCCAUUAGAAAUAGUUCCUAGUGAUUUAGUUCCAUACCAUGGAAAAAUAUUUUCAAGUCAUGAUGAUGCUUAUAAUUUUACAAGAGUUUUGCCAAGGCAUGGGGGUUUUCACUGCGUCUUCAACAAACAAUUGUAAAAGAAGGUGAUGGCAAUGGAACUACUAGAAGAUAUUAUGUUUGCCAUAGGGACGGCCAUUUGACAAACAAAGAAUUGUCUGCAAAUAAAUGAGAAAGAGAUUGAUCAUCAAAGAGAUGCAAUUGUGGAGCGCAUAUGAGUAUCGCAAAAGUCAUGGAUUCUGAUAUUUCUUAUUGGCGUGUUGUAACCUUUGGUAAUCUACACAAUCAUGAUGUUCUCGAGCCAUAAGAAGUUAGAUUUUUGCCUGCUUAUCAUAAUAUUUCAGAAAGCUACAAGCAUCAUAUUCAACAAUUUUCCAAAGUUGGUAUAUGUGUUAGAGAUAUGAUGUGGUUGUUUGAAAUAGAGAGAAAUCUUAAACCAAGGGAAUUACAAUUUUUAGAUAAAGAUAUCUAGAACUUUGUAUGUGCUACGAACAAUGCGAACCGUGACAAUGAUGCUCAUAUUCUCUUAACAAAAUGUAAUCAAAUGAAAGAUAGAGAUAAAGAUUUUAAGUACGAUUUUACAGUUAGUGAAGAUAACAGGUUGGAGCAUAUUGUUUGGUCUCAUGGUUAUUGUUCUCGUGCAUAUGAGAUCUUCGGUGAUGUAGUUUUCGAUACAACUUACCGGUCAAAUGGUUACUCUAUGCCAUUCGGUAUUUGGGUAGGUGUCAAAAACCAUGGUGACACUCGUUUGUUUGGGUGUGUUCUACUAUGAGAUGAAAGAGUUCAAUGAAGAUGACAGUUGUUAUUGAGAUGAGAGAUGUGGUGGGUCAAAGACGUUUGAUGCAACAAAAGUCCAACAAUGUGGAUGUUCGAACAGCGUGCCCUUUUGAAGACCAUGCAGCACUCGUCUUAACUCCAUAUGCAUUUUCUAAGAUACAAGAAGAAAUUAUUUCAUCUUUCCAAUUUUUGACAUCUAGAAAUGAUGAUGGAACCUAUGAAGUGACACACUCUUCUAAGAAAGAAAAAGGGCGAAAAGUUUCUUUGACAGUGAAAGAUAAUGUUAUGAAUUGCAGUUGUAAAGGGUUUGAGUUUACUGGUAUCAUUUGCAGGCAUUCUCUUCAUGUUCUCUUCAAGGAAAAUUUUAUUCAAAUUCCAGAUCGAUAUCUGCCAAAACGUUGGAGGCGCUCUACAUCAUUGAUAUCAAAUGUUAGCUCGAGCACAUCAGCUGCAUAUGUUGAGCGUGUCCAAACUAUACAAUCACUAGCAUCAACAAUUGGUACAAAAGGUGCAAGAUUUGAUGAUUGCUACAAGUUCAUUAUGGAGCAAUUUUCAAGAAUUUUGGAACAUGUUGAAGAAGUAGAAUGCAUGAGGUCUCCUAUGGUUGAUGAAACAUCUAAUGCAAGUCUAGCAACUGAAGAGGAUAAAAAUAGACUUCAUUGUGAAAGCAUCCAUGUAAAAAACCCUAUUCGGUCUAUCACAAAAGGGCAGCCUCCUGAAAAAAGGUUAAAGCCCCAUAUUGAAGUUGCCAAGAAACCCAGAUAUUGUAAGGUUCCUUCAUGUGGCUAAAUUGGCCAUGAUUAUAGGAAUUGUCCAUUAAGAAGAGGUUAAUUUAAGUAAUCAUUAUUUGUUAGAGAACACCAUUCUUGGUGUGAUGUUGACACAAUUUUGGGGCUAGAAAUGCUACUUUGCAUAUGAGAUUUUGAACAUUUACAUGUGAUUUUGUGUAUGUAAUUUUGGAGUUGUACAUAAUGAUUAUUGUAAGGUUGAAAUAGGAAUGCAAUAUUGAUGUUGUGCAUCA
Amborella trichopoda is the source of this 3312-nucleotide messenger RNA. The record is from RefSeq and is a predicted model, not a curated record. NCBI's taxonomy places the organism in Eukaryota, Viridiplantae, Streptophyta, Magnoliopsida, Amborellales, Amborellaceae.